Messenger RNA from Bombina bombina (fire-bellied toad), 3318 nucleotides. RefSeq names its product TBC1 domain family member 16 (gene TBC1D16). The record is from RefSeq and is a predicted model, not a curated record. Gene Ontology annotation, molecular function: GTPase activator activity. Gene Ontology annotation, biological process: activation of GTPase activity. NCBI's taxonomy places the organism in Eukaryota, Metazoa, Chordata, Amphibia, Anura, Bombinatoridae. Gene Ontology annotation, cellular component: early endosome.
GUGGUGAGGAGCUGAGCAGGUUUUGAACAUGGGUGCCAUGUCUUUGGGCCGUCUCCUUCGACGUGCGUCCUCCAAAGCCUCCGACCUCCUGACAUUGAGGCUGGACAAAGGAACAACCAGUGUGCUUGAUGGAGAGAUCAUAUUUUCCAAGAACAUGUGUGUGUGGCACCCUCCUGAGCUGCUGCAGGAUGUGGGAUCUCAUCACCCUGGGUAUUUGUGUGUGUACAUGGAGAAGGAUGAGUUUUUGGGAACCACUUUGAUCUUGGCCUGGGUCCCAAACUCUCGUAUACAGCGUCAGGAUGAGGAAGCUCUGCGCUACAUCACCCCUGAGAGUUCACCCAUCCGUAAGACUCCCCGCAAGAGAAACCGCCACACCCCAGGUACUGCUCCAACUACACGCCACAAACAAGCUGUGCCACCCAAAGAGGGCCAGGGAGAGACGCCCACAGAGAGAGAGCCCAACUCCCCUGCAGAACAAAACCCGUCAGAUGGUUCUAUAGAAGGAGUAGAGGAAGCAGCGGAACAGGGAGAGGAUGAGAGGUCCCUGGAUAUGUCAUCAGAUGAAGUGAGCAGGGACAGCACACUGGACUCAGAUUCUGAUGCCUUCUCCUCCCCUUUUUGUCUCUCUCCAAUCAGUGAAGCACUUGGGGAAAGCUGCAGCUCGGUGUUCCUGGAGAGCGAGAUUCGAGAGGAUGGUGACAGCCACAUGACAAGCUGUGCCUCCAGUCUGAAUGCCAAUUCACCCGUUACGCAGUCUGAAUGGCAGAGCACUGGCAGGUGGGAGGAGCAACAGAAGCUGCUGGCAUUAGAGCAGACCUGUGGUGUGUUUCGGGUUGACCUGGGACAGAUGCGUUCAUUGCGUUUCUUCUUCAGUGAUGACGCCUGCAGUGGUCAGUUAGUAGUGGCCAGCAGAGAGAGCCAGUACAAAGUCUUCCAUUUUCAUCACGGGGGCCUAGGAAAACUGUCUGAAGUGUUCCAGCGGUGGAAGUACUGCAGGGAGACGCAACUAAAGGAACAGGUCAAAAAGAGGGAAAAGACCUGCCUACAUUUCUCCAUCCAAAGGCCAAACCUCCCAUCCACAGAGUUACACCCAGAGGAGGGCAUGUAUCGAAGGCGCGUUACUGGCUGGCUGCAGCAUCUCAAUGAGGCCGGACAGGUAGAGGAGGAAUACAAGUUGCGCAAGGCCAUAUUUUUUGGUGGGAUUGAUCCUUCCCUGCGGGGAGAGGUCUGGCCGUUUCUCUUGGGGUAUUACAGCUGGGAAUCCUCGUCUGAAGAGCGGGAGGCUCUGCGUGUGCAAAAGAGGGAGAGCUACUCACAGAUACAGAUGAAAAGAGUCUCAAUGAGCCCUGACACUCAGAAGGAUUUCUGGAGGAAUGUUCAGUUCACAGUGGACAAAGAUGUUGUGAGGACUGAUCGAAGUAACCAGUUCUUUAAGGGAGAGGACAAUCCGAAUGUGGAGGCCAUGAGGAGGAUCCUCCUAAAUUACGCAGUUUACAGCCCAUGUGUAGGAUAUUCUCAAGGUAUGUCGGACCUGGUGGCCCCACUGCUUGCAGAGGUUCUGGAUGAAUCUGACACAUUUUGGUGCUUCGUGGGUCUUAUGCAGAACACAAUCUUCAUCAGCUCUCCCCGUGAUGAGGAUAUGGAGAGGCAGCUGAUGUAUCUGCGAGAAUUACUCCGUCUUGUCCACCCACGGUUCCACCAGCAUCUGUUGACUUUGGGAGAAGAUGGACUGCAAAUGCUGUUCUGUCAUCGUUGGAUCCUGCUCUGCUUUAAGAGGGAAUUUCCAGACACCGAGGCCCUGAGGAUGUGGGAGGCUUGUUGGGCUCACUAUCAAACAGAUUAUUUCCACCUUUUCCUUUGUGUAUCAAUUAUUGUGAUAUAUGGGGAUGAUGUGAUUGAGCAACAGCUGCCAACUGACCAAAUGUUGCUGCACUUUAGUAAUCUGGCGAUGCACAUGAAUGGAGACCUGGUCCUCCGGAAGGCUCGAAGUUUGCUUUAUCAGUUUAGACUUUUACCCAGAAUCCCCUGCAGUGUGCAUGAUCUCUGCAAGCUCUGUGGCUCGGGCAUGUGGGACAGUGGCUAUAUUCCUCCAGUGGAGUGUACUGGGCACCACCCUGGCUCUGAGAGCUGCCCAUAUGGGGGUAUUGUGGAGGAACCAUCCCCUAAACCACCCAAAGACAAUAAAAGAGGACCUAAAGUACGAGAUGUGUUUACUUUCAGAAAAUAGGAAAUAAGAAACAAACAACAUUUGGAAUUUGUAAGCAACAGGUUGCUGAAUUAGCAAACCCAUCUGCAUAUGGUGGGGGUCUGUGCAACCAGUAUCAGGUCAAGCAGAAUCCACAGUCGGCUGCAGAUGAAGCACGGACAAUAAGGAAGCACAAAUGAAGGCAUCCAUGAGAAAGAAAAAAAAUUUGAAAAAAGAAAAACAGCAAAGAGAGCAGUUAAUGGAGUACCUAGGAACAUGUAGAAUAGAAGUAUCUUGAGGCCCAAUCCACAGAAGCAACUAAUAUUGGAGAUACAGCUCUUGUAUCAGUUUGUCUUGUUGGGUGGUGUUGUGGGGGCUCUAAUUGUUGAACUGGCAAACCAAAAAAAAAGUGUUAAAAAAACAUGGCUUCUGUUGCAACCAAAGUGACUUGACUGGUGACAGUCACAGCUCACAAUUAGUAUGUGAGCUUUAGACUAUACCCAGAGGGGAGAGUUAUGCGUCCCUUAUUGCGCUUUCUAAUAUUCCUUAAUAUAUAUUACAGAAAUGCUAAAUACCAACCUGGAAUUCUACUUUAUAAUGAAGCUUAGUGGAGUUUUUCCUCCUUGCGUACACAGUUUGGUAUUAUUAGAACCAGGGUACUCUAUCUUGGUUCUGGGACUUUCAUCCCUUACCAUGGAAAAGUUGCACAUGCAAACCCAUUGAGUGACAGAGCUCUCAUCAUAAUGGGUCCCCUGGUUUGUAUAUAGGGGAGACAGAAUCCAGUGUGUGGAUACAAUUUGUUUGGCUCUCCCUAGAGAUGCAUGAAUUUAGUAUAACUCAGGACAAGAAAUGCCUGUUUUUUUUGGCAAGGAAGACAAAAUGAUUGUUUAACAUUUUAGGGACUGAGAACUACUGUGGAGAUUAUUUUACUUAUUUUAUUGCAAACCUAUAAAUGUGAAAUAAUAAGAGAAAACGUUGAUUGGAAAGCAACCACAUAUCAGAUACCAGCGAAGCACAAUCUUACACAAUCCCUUCCUGCCCCUAAUUCUUGGGAACUCUGAUAUACAGUGAUUCAUUUCCACAGGCUGGGCCUUCACUAAUCACAAUUUCUAAUAAAAUUAUGUAUCCUUCUA